Messenger RNA from Scedosporium apiospermum, 732 nucleotides. RefSeq lists its product as uncharacterized. The transcript has 2 exons. NCBI's taxonomy places the organism in Eukaryota, Fungi, Ascomycota, Sordariomycetes, Microascales, Microascaceae. Bases 1 to 732 code for a protein of 243 amino acids. The record is from RefSeq and is a predicted model, not a curated record.
AUGUCCAAGAUCAACACCCUCCUUUUCGACUGCGACAACACCCUCGUCCUCUCCGAGGAGCUCGCUUUCGCGGCCUGUGCCGACAUCAUCAACACCAUCUGCAAGGGCCAGGAGGUUGACAAGGAGUUCACUGGCGAGUCUCUGAUCUCCGAGUUCGUCGGCCAGAACUUCCGUGGCAUGCUUGGCUCCCUCCAGGAGCGCUACGGCAUCAAGCUCACCCCCGAGGAGCUCGAGAAGUACGUCUUGGCCGAGGAGGACGCCGUCAUUGCCAAGAUCAAGGCCCACGGCCAACCCUGCCCUGGUGUCAUGGAGCAGCUCGAGAAGCUCCAGGAGGAGGGCAAGUACACCCUUGCUGUCGUCUCCUCGUCUGCCAAGCGCCGAGUCCUCGCCUCCAUCGAGAAGGUCGGCCAGUCCAAGUAUUUCCCCGAGGACCUUGUCUUCUCUGCCGCCACCUCCCUUCCCACCCCUACCUCCAAGCCCAACCCCGCCAUCUACCUCCACUCCCUCAAGGUUCUCGGCAAGACCGCCGACGAGGCCCUCGCCAUUGAGGACUCCAAGAGCGGUACCUCUUCUGGCUACAAUGCCGGCAUCAAGGUCCUCGGCUACACUGGCCCCUACCCCGCCGAGCGCAAGGCCGAGAUGGCCAAGGUCCUCACCGACGCCGGUGCUGUUCUCGUCAUCGACGACUGGAGCGAGUUCCCCGAGGCUCUCGCCAAGAUUCAGGCUUUGUAA